This is a messenger RNA of Megalops cyprinoides (Indo-Pacific tarpon), 1816 nucleotides long. Its product is annotated as polymerase delta-interacting protein 3-like. Gene Ontology annotation, biological process: mRNA export from nucleus. The coding region runs from base 5 to 1348 and encodes 447 amino acids. Gene Ontology annotation, molecular function: mRNA binding. NCBI's taxonomy places the organism in Eukaryota, Metazoa, Chordata, Actinopteri, Elopiformes, Megalopidae. Gene Ontology annotation, cellular component: nucleus. The record is from RefSeq and is a predicted model, not a curated record. The transcript is spliced from 10 exons.
CAGGAUGGCGGAUCUUUCCCUGGACGAACUGAUACGCUUACGCGGCUUAAACGCCAAAGGAACUAACAGCAGGCCCACAUUUCAAAGGGGUGCUGGAGGUGAGAGAAGUAUGGUUGGUGCAAGAGAGAAAAUCGGUGUGGUGGAUGCCAGGCAGAGUAUCGUUUCAACGGGAGGAGGUGGCAGGGAGAAGCUUGCCCAGAAGGACGCCCGCUUUAAAAUUAAAAGAGGGGCCGUGGGGGGAGGUGUUCAGGAUGCUCGACAAACAAUUAAUUUGCGCAAGCAACAGACGCAGGACAUGCCACAGCUAGAAGUACGCCACCCCUCACAGAGACUCUCCCAUACACACACACCGAAGAUACAGCUGCUCAGCCACAAUGGUAACGGAACAGCACAGGACUCUAAUGUGGAAUUAAACACAAGGGGAGGGUUGGCUUUACAGGGGGGCGGGCCCAAGAAAAUGAUGGAUGCACGUGAUAGGCUUAGCCUGAAGAGAAGCGUUGUAGUUGCCUUGCCCACUCCUGCGUCGCCUACACCCCUCAAAAUCACCAAGACCAUCCAGCAGCCAGUGGGAUUGACGAGUGCCUUUCGUAUAAACAUUCCCAACAGAAAUACCCAGUCCCUUUCAGGGGAAGAUGGUGUCAGCCCCAGUAAACAGAAGAAGCCUGGUGUCAUUGCGUCUCCGUUUUCCGGCCCAAUCACCAAAGUUGUCCAAAACGACACCUAUAAGGCACCCGUUCCUGCUGCACCCGAGGCGCUCUCCAGGUCCACACCCGCCGUACCAGCAUCCGGCCACGCACCCCCCACUAUAAAGGCAAUAUCUCACACCUUGGCCACCGGCCAGGCGCAGCAGGGAGGAGGUGCCACUGCGUGUCCGGCUGCAGCACAGCCAGUCUGCAGUCCCCUGGAAGGAACCAAAAUGACAGUGAACAACCUUCAUCCCCGUGUCACUGAGGAGGACAUUAUGGAGCUGUUCUGUGUGUGCGGUGCCCUGAAACGAGUGCGGCUCCUCAGAGAGGGGGUGGCGGAGGUGGUGUUCGUCAGGAAGGAGGACGCUGUCACAGCGUACAGGAAAUACAACAACCGCUGCCUGGACGGUCAGCCCAUGAAGUGCAGUCUUCACAUACAGGGAAAUGUGAUCAGUUCAGAUCAGCAAAUCUUGCUGAGGCUGAGUGACAGUCCGGGAGGGGCAGGAGGCGACAGCAAAAAAGAGGGACUCCCGCCCUCUCUCUCUCGCCCUCGUGGUCGCUCCAGCUCUUCUCAGCCCACGCCAGAGGUUGACCCAGCCACCAUCUUAAAGGCCCUUUUCAAGUCCUCCCCUCAGAGCCUCUCUACCACUGAAUCCUCUUAAUGCACAGGCCUCCACCUUGUGUAUUAUGAGAUAGCACACAAUACAGCUACCAUUAUGUGUACAUGCAAACACACCCACAUUGUUGACAGUGCAGGGGCCUGUGGCUCACAUACAGCUACAGUACAACACAUACACUUAUGUGUACGUGCUACACAACAAACGAGGAUUCGUUCCAUGUUAGACGGCAUGCAUACGUUGGGAACUGCGUAUCAUCCAAUCAACACACUUGCACAAUGACCACAUUUUAAUCACGAUACACAGAGAGUGGGUGCCUGCACAUUAGUGCUCAGUAAGGUGUGGCAUAGGCCACCCAACCAUACAACUGUCUCAAUUCCAGUACAGACACAUGAAUGUACAGACAGUGUAUUGUCCACGCACAGUGUCCGUAAAGGAGUGGCUGUGGAGUAGGGUCUGGUAUGGUUUUCUUUCAGUUUUAUAAGCUGUAACCUAAACCAACCUGGGUGAGGG